AUGGCGGAGGGGAAGCCCGCGGAGAUGACGUCGGACCCGGGGCGGCUCACGCGCGCGACGCAUUCGCACGCGAGCAGAGUGGCGACGGAACGCGAAGACUCGGGGCUGUUCGACGCGCGGCCGGCGGUGAUGUAUUUACAGCAGCGCGCGACGCCGACGUGGCUCGUGCGAUGA
Molecule: messenger RNA, 174 nt
Organism: Micromonas pusilla CCMP1545
Lineage: Eukaryota; Viridiplantae; Chlorophyta; Mamiellophyceae; Mamiellales; Mamiellaceae
Exons: 1
Coding region: 1-174 (57 amino acids)
Source: RefSeq, a predicted model, not a curated record